GAAGAAGAUGGUUCAUUCUGACUUGGAUAUCAAAGAACCUAAUUCACCUGAAUCCAGUCUAAAUGGAAGUGAUGAUGUGGUGAGGGAACAUGAAACUCUGUUGAGAGGAGGAGUAUUUACUUUGUGCAGCUGUUGGUGAAGCUGAAACUCCAGUACUUUGGCCACCUCAUGUGAAGAGUUGACUCAUUGGAAAAGACUCUGAUGCUGGGAGCGAUGGGGGGCAGGAGGAGAAGAGGACGACAGAGGAUGAGAUGUCUGGAUGGCAUCACUGACUCGAUGGACGAGUCCAAGAGCAACCUGUACAGCCAAUAUGAGGAAAAGGUACGGCCCUGCAUUGACCUCAUCGACUCCCUGCGGGCCCUGGGCGUGGAGCAGGACCUGGCCCUGCCCGCCAUCGCCGUUAUCGGGGACCAGAGCUCGGGCAAGAGCUCCGUGCUGGAGGCCCUGUCUGGGGUCGCCCUCCCCAGGGGCAGUGGUAUUGUUACAAGAUGUCCUCUUGUGCUGAGGCUGAAAAAACUUGGGAAUGAAGACCAGUGGAAAGGCAAAGUCAGCUUCCUGGACAAAGAGAUUGAGAUUUCAGAUGCUUCACAGGUGGAAAAGGAAAUCAGUGAAGCCCAGAUUGCCAUCGCUGGGGAAGGCACGGGGAUCAGUCAUGAGCUGAUUAGUCUGGAGGUCAGCUCCCCUCACGUCCCAGAUCUGACCCUGAUAGACCUUCCUGGCAUCACCAGGGUUGCUGUGGGCAACCAGCCACCCGACAUUGAAUAUCAGAUCAAGUCUCUCAUCAGAAAGUAUAUCCUUAGGCAGGAGACCAUCAACUUGGUGGUGGUCCCUGCUAACGUGGACAUCGCUACCACAGAGGCGCUGCGCAUGGCUCAGGAGGUGGACCCCCAAGGAGAUAGGACCAUAGGAAUCUUGACAAAGCCCGAUCUGGUGGACAAAGGCACGGAAGACAAGGUCGUGGACGUGGUAAGAAACCUGGUUUUCCACCUGAAGAAGGGCUACAUGAUCGUCAAGUGCCGCGGCCAGCAGGACAUCAAGCAUCGGAUGAGCCUGGACAAGGCCCUGCAGAGAGAGCGGAUAUUCUUCGAGGAUCACGCACAUUUCAGGGACCUUCUGGAGGAAGGGAAGGCCACUAUCCCCUGCCUGGCAGAAAGACUGACCAGUGAACUCAUCAUGCACAUUUGUAAAACUCUGCCCCUGUUGGAAAAUCAAAUAAAGGAGACUCACCAGAGAAUAACAGAGGAGUUACAGAAGUAUGGCAAGGACAUCCCAGAAGAAGAAAGUGAGAAAAUGUUCUCUCUGAUCGAGAAAAUUGAUACAUUUAAUAAAGAGAUCAUCUCAACAAUAGAAGGGGAGGAAUUCGUGGAGCAGUAUGACUCCCGACUGUUUACCAAAGUACGAACUGAGUUCUGCAAAUGGAGUGCUGUGGUUGAGAAAAAUUUCGAAGAAGGUUUUGAAGCCAUACGUAAAGAAAUCAAGCAAUUUGAAAAACGGUAUCGUGGCAGAGAGUUGCCAGGGUUUGUGAAUUACAAGACAUUUGAGACCAUCAUAAAAAAGCAGGUCAGAGUUCUGGAAGAGCCUGCUGUGGACAUGCUGCGCACAGUGACAGAUAUAAUCCGGAAUACCUUCACAAAUGUUUCAGGAAGACACUUUAAUGAAUUUUUCAACCUCCACCGAACUGCCAAGUGCAAAAUUGAAGACAUUCGAUCAGAACAAGAAAAUGAAGCUGAGAAGUCCAUCCGACUACAUUUCCAAAUGGAGCAGUUGGUCUACUGCCAGGACCAGGUGUACCGGCGUGCAUUGCAACAGGUCAGAGAGAAGGAGGCAGAAGAAGAAAAGAACAAAAAAUCAAACCAUUACUUCCAAUCCCAGGUCUCAGAGCCCUCCACAGAUGAGAUCUUUCAACACCUGACCGCGUACCACCAGGAGGUCAGCACCCGCAUCUCCGGCCACAUCCCCUUGAUCAUCCAGUUCUUCGUGCUCCGGACGUAUGGCGAGCAGCUCAAGAAGAGCAUGCUGCAGCUGCUCCAGGACAAGGACCAGUACGACUGGCUGCUGAAGGAGCGCACCGACACCAGAGACAAGAGGAAGUUCCUGAAGGAGCGGCUGGAGCGGCUGUCCCGCGCUCGGCAGCGGCUCGCCAAGUUCCCGGGCUGAACCCGCCCUCCGUGCAGCCCAGGGUCUCCAGGGAGCGGACCGCCGACAGCUCCCCUGACGGCCGCACGCCCUCAGCUGCCCGUUUCACAGAUGCGUCAGUGGUCAGCCUGCGGCCAUAGUCUCUGCUGUCUCUUAGUGGAUAAGCACACUGGCUUCAAGCAUCAGGUGAUUUCCUUCGAUGCUUCAUGCCCACCCUGCCCCAUCCCUGAACUCUCUCCUCGCCUCUGUCAGUUAAUGAUCCCCACACAGUACUGUAGAAGGGUCAUUCCAAUUGCUGUAAUAGCCUUUCACACCCCAUGUUUUAGGAACAUGAGUGCCACACUUGUGAAUGCAUACAGAAGCCUAUUUCUUCAAUUUGUAAUACACUUCUUUCUACCAGA
Messenger RNA from Bubalus bubalis (water buffalo), 2537 nucleotides. RefSeq names its product MX dynamin like GTPase 1 (gene MX1). The record is from RefSeq and is a predicted model, not a curated record. NCBI's taxonomy places the organism in Eukaryota, Metazoa, Chordata, Mammalia, Artiodactyla, Bovidae. Gene Ontology annotation, molecular function: GTPase activity; GTP binding; microtubule binding. Gene Ontology annotation, biological process: defense response to virus. Gene Ontology annotation, cellular component: cytoplasm; nucleus; membrane. The coding region runs from base 202 to 2157 and encodes 651 amino acids. The transcript is spliced from 14 exons.